Molecule: messenger RNA, 4117 nt
Organism: Alosa alosa (allis shad)
Lineage: Eukaryota; Metazoa; Chordata; Actinopteri; Clupeiformes; Clupeidae
Gene: xpa
Product: xeroderma pigmentosum, complementation group A
Exons: 6
Coding region: 472-1290 (272 amino acids)
Biological process (GO): UV-damage excision repair; nucleotide-excision repair, DNA damage recognition; nucleotide-excision repair involved in interstrand cross-link repair
Cellular component (GO): nucleotide-excision repair factor 1 complex
Molecular function (GO): damaged DNA binding
Source: RefSeq, a predicted model, not a curated record
GCAAAUUGACUAAGAAUUUGCCCAUGGUGUCAUGACUUGUCCGUAUAACAUCCCGUUACAACUCCACUGCCAUAGAGGGCGAGCGUGAGCCGACUACUUGGUGGCUAGUUCAAACGAAGAAAUUGCAGUUGUGUAAUUAACCCUUUUGUUUCCGUUGGCCCUGCAGUAUGUUUACGAUGCAAGAAACUUCGUGUAUGUUAGCUCACAAUACAGCUUUCAUAUACCCUAUCAAGCUAUCGGUGUUUGUUCUUACCAGCGCUCGUUCAUUGUUAACAUUGUUGUAAUGUUAGCCUGCCGGUUUUAGUUUAGCCUGAUCAGAGACGGUUAACUAUAGAAUCUUUGGCCUGAUUCUUAUGACUGACAAAAAGGUCUGCUAGUCGGUCCCGUCCCAGCCCAGCCUCGUCUAAACGGCGUGUGAAAUAGGCCUUUAUUCGUGUUUGGUAAAACAAGAGUUUUAAUUUUGUGUCAAACAUGGAGACGGCCCUGGCGGAAAAGGCAUCUCAUGAUCUGCCAAAAACAACGUCCGAGCCUUUAUCAGCUUUUAUGUUGGCUAAGAUAGAACGCAAUAGGCAACGGGCACUAAUGUUGAGACAAGCACGACUGGCGAGCCGACCGUCUUCAGCAUUGGGAGAAGGUGGGACUUGUGCAAAAGUCGCGAAAACAGUUGAUUCGGGAGCAGGCUUUUUCAUUGAAGAGGAUGAUGAAGAAGACGGACAAAUAGCAAAGAAACUGACCCAGCAGCCAGCUCCUGUAAUCGAAUCUGAGUAUCUGGUGUGUGAGGAGUGUUCCAAGCCAUUCAUGGACUCUUACCUGAGCAACAGUUUUGAUUUAGCAGUAUGUGACAAGUGCAGGGACAAUGAGGUGAAGCACAAGCUCAUCUCUCGCACAGAGGCGAAGCAGAACUACUUACUGAAGGACUGUGAUCUGGACAAGAGGGAGCCACCACUACGCUUCAUUCUCAGAAAGAACCCCCACAACACUCACUGGGGGGACAUGAAGCUGUACCUCAAGCUGCAGGUGGAGAUGCGCUGUAUGGAGGUGUGGGGGAGUGAGGAGGCGCUGGAGGAGGCUAAGGAGACACGUGAGGAGAACCGAGAGGUCCAGAAACAAAAACGCUUCAACAAGAAGGUCAAAGAGCUGAGGAAGGCGGUGAGAAGCAGCAUGUUCCGGAAGGACACCAGCAUCCACCAGCAUGAGUACGGCCCUGAAGAGCUGGUGGACGAGGAGGAAGACCUCUACAGGAAAACCUGCACUAGUUGUGGUCAUCAGCUCACCUAUGAAAAGAUGUAGCCUGUACCUGCCAUCGUCGGAUUACAUUAAAAGAAGAUAACUACAUAGAACAUCUUCACCUGGGACCAGCAUUUGGACCUAAGUCACCUGCUCUGUGGCGCUCACUUGUGUGAGGAUGGCAUAAGUCUCAGGGAGCAUAUCCAGGUGUCAUCUUCAGAACUAACCAUAAAGCGUCCUCGGGGCAUUUUUUCACCUAAAAUGUAUUCUGCAUCAGGUUUACUAUGGCAGAAUCCUAUGGAUUAUUUCCCUUAGAAACGCGACCUACGAGUACACCAGAACAUCUUGUCUGAGGUCCCUGGCUGAUUACCUUGCUUCAGUAAGGUAAAUCCUCUAACGGGACCACAUUUGUCUGUGGGUAAAAAAAACUACGGACCGACCUCUUCAUGGAGCAGGAGCUAUUAUGGAACAAUUUAAUGAUUAAUGACCAUUAAAAAUGCAUAUUCCUAAAUGUUUUGAUUUUGUUACAGAAUUGUCUACGGUUUUCUACAUUUAACUGUUUUUUUCAUACACCUUUUCAACAUGCUAGAUCAUCGUUUUAUCUCAUUGUGGAGUAGUGCUUUGUGAGCAGCACUUCCUACCUGCAGUAGCCAAUCCCUUUGCUGCUAAAUUGAACAAGCCCUGAAUCUCAAUCUCUGAUUAUCAGUUGUACCUCUAAUGCUGUGUCACUAGAUGGUGUUGGAGAGCAGUUACUGUCGGAGCGGAUUUUUUCAAUGCAGAUCUCCAUUUAAAUGUUCUUUUAGUCUAGGACUAGGCUUAAUACAUACCGGAUACAUUAACACCGGAUUAUAAAUUGAGGAUAAAUUAAGGAUGAAUAUAAAUACUAUUGAUGUUGAUUAUGUCAGUACUAAUGUAGAUUUCUGCUGGUUAAAAUGUGUUAAGUUGUAAUCUGCUCUGCCACCUGUGUGCUCGCCCUAGGCUGCCUCUUUGGAGGCUGCCCUGGGUUAAACAGGAACCUCACGUCUACUUUAACCUUGUGGUACCCCACCCCAUGAGCUUGGUAACUCACUCGUUGUAGAGAAUCCAUCGACCGUUAACUGAGAAAUUCUUAAGGGGAGUUCAGUUUCAGGUGCAUUUUCCAGUUUACGACCAGUGGGCAAACUGCUAGCAGAUGCAUUCCGUUCUCUCACUACUUUGCACUUGUUUAUCUCCACAGAGGGACAUCUUGGAAAGUCUAGGAAAAAAGUUGAAAAAAGUCUAGGAACAUCUAGGGAAAAAAGGAAAGUAAUGCAUUUUGGACUAUGACCUAGUAGGAAGGUUACAAGGAAUUCAUAGGGAAGGCUUAUGGUAAUGUGAUAAAAAUAGCAUAAUUGUAUACUGUUACAAUGACAUUGUGGUGUGGUUGUCAUGGUCUGAUUAUGGUUUGGGCGAAAAUAAAUUGUGUAGAUUGGUCGAGCUGUUCCACACUAGAGAUUUGUAGCCGUAUGUCCUGCAUCCUGCAUUGAUGACCGUUGCUCUGAGGAUUGUAACUCGUCCCCUGUCCGGCUCCAGAGACUCUGUUGAGCCUGCUGGAGAGAGACGUGGCAAAUUAGACAGACCACCUGAAAUGUAUUUAAAUAUAAGGACAUGGCUGGUGUAUGGGCCAAAGCCGCCAGGGCCUGUCCACAGAUGUCUGACAUACCUUAAAUUAUUGAUGACAGCUCUACAUCAUCCUUGGCUUUUUUAGGCACUUGUUACCCAGAGUACAACCAAAGGGCAAGACAAUAAAUAAUAUCAAACAUGGCAGUCAAAGUUAUUGUCCCUGAUCGGGUAGGGCAGAAUGUGUAGUCAAGAAGAUCAAACUGCCAGAACUGACUUCCAGUAAUGAUUCCAUAGCCCCAGGAGUGAACUCAUGUUCAAAUGAGCUGGUGUUGCAGGGUUGUGCUGCUGUUGUUGUUGUUGUGGUUGUGCUGCUGUUGUUGUUGUUGUGGUUGUGCUGCUGUUGUUGUUGUUGUGGUUGUGCUGUUGUUGUUGUUGUGCUGGAUGGGAAGUUAACAUGGUAUGAUUCCAUAGCCCCAAGAGUGAACUCAUGUUCAAAUGAACUGGUGUUGCAGGGUUGUGCUGCUGUUGUUGUUGUGCUGUUGUUGUUGUGCUGGAGGGGUAGUUAACAUGGGGGUUAUGCCACAGGGAUGAGACCAGUGUCUUGGAACCUGCUAGUGUGGUCUCUUAUAGUUAUUUCAUCACCAAAUUCAGUUGCAAUAUAGCUGUUAGCAAUAUAGGUCUGUUAAUGUUUACUUAGAAAUAUCCAAAGUAACUUAUAAUAACAAUAACAAUUAGUAUUGAAGCUUAAAGUGGUCAAAUAGAAUUAAAAUAAUAAUAAUGGACUAAUACUAUAGUUUUUCUCAGUCACUUUGGCGCAAUUCUCAGAUCAGAAUUGAAAUUCUCAAAACUGUUUGUUCAAACUCCAUAUUAUCGUCACUUGUGCAAAUCAUUAAAGUAGUUUCUCCCCAUCUUGAACAAACAGCAAUGGUUUAGUACGUACUGUACAUGCAACUGAUUUUGUACAAAAGUCUGUUUUUUACAUUUCCAAUUGUCAUGUUGGUCAAAAUGCACUAUAGUUCCAUGCUGAAUAGUCCUACCCCAUAAAACAAAUUGGCCUUAUUUCAUCGCUUGAGUCAUUACAUGCAAAAGUGCUGAACUUGUCAUGUCUGUCUAGCAUACAGUAUAUACAUAUAUGUGACCUGAUAGACAGAAACAUCAGGAUGUAUAGAAAGAUGUACAGUGGUGCACAGCUCUGACCAAGGGGUGCUUUACUGUACAUUGGUCAUUUUUCAUUUGCACAAUGCUGUAAAAGCCUUUGUUUUAUUUAUACUGUCACAAUGUCUGUCAACAGUAAAAACUUUUAAACAUA